Molecule: messenger RNA, 5968 nt
Organism: Plodia interpunctella (Indianmeal moth)
Lineage: Eukaryota; Metazoa; Arthropoda; Insecta; Lepidoptera; Pyralidae
Gene: vkg
Product: viking
Exons: 15
Coding region: 44-5428 (1794 amino acids)
Biological process (GO): extracellular matrix organization
Cellular component (GO): collagen trimer
Molecular function (GO): extracellular matrix structural constituent conferring tensile strength
Source: RefSeq, a predicted model, not a curated record
CAGCAGCAGCGGCCGGGGCGACAUCCAGUAGUACGGCGCAGCCAUGACGGGCCCGGCGCGCGCGCGCCGCAUCGCGCUCCAUCUCGUGCCCGUCGCGCUCCUGCUUAUCCUGUGGACACCUCAACACACUUCAGCUGUCGUGUGUAACCAAACGAUUUGCGAUUGCAAAGGAAUAAAGGGGAGAAGAGGUGACCCUGGCCCCGUUGGAUUCGUCGGUCUACCAGGUGACUAUGGAGAGGACGGGCCCGAGGGACGCAUGGGGCCGCCAGGCCUGCUCGGCGACGUGGGCGACAUCGGAAACGACGGAGACAAAGGGGAAAGAGGUUUCGACGGUUCCUACGGUCCUCCAGGAUAUCCUGGGCCACAGGGACCCAAAGGAUUACAAGGACUUCAGGGACCUGCUGGGUUGGACGGUUGCAGUGGCAUUGAUGGAAGGCCUGGUUACCCUGGUAUAAUGGGGCCGCCUGGUAAUAGAGGCAUGCCAGGAAAGUAUGGAGAUAAAGGUUUCAAAGGAGAUAGCGGUGAAGGAGGCGCUAAUUCUCGCGGCGUAGUAGGCGACAAAGGUGACUCUGGUUGGCCUGGACCGCCUGGCUUACAAGGUCCCAAGGGUUUUAUGGGAAAUAGUGGACAACGCGGCGACGAUGGUGAUCAGGGUCCAUCGGGUCCUAAAGGCGAACCAGGAUAUAGAGGUGAUCUUGGAGAAGACAAUUUUGGAUCUAAAGGAGACAAGGGAGAAACUGGGGAACCAGGUGAUGCUGGAAAACCAUAUUUACGACCAGCGUUGCCGUUUCAAAAUAACCGAACUAUAGUUGCCAAAGGUCCAGUGGGACCUAAAGGGUACCGAGGGUUAAAGGGAGAGAAUGGAGAAAAAGGAUUUUCCGGCUCACCAGGCCGUCCAGGAUCGGACGGGGAGCCAGGACUAGAUGGCAUGAAAGGAGAUCAAGGUGAAGUAGGCCCUCGUGGAAAACCUGGACAUCAAGGUGCCCCAGGACCGCCAGGGCAGAAAGGGUUGAAAGGAGCACCAGGUCUCCCGGGCAUAGAUGGAAAAGAUGGUGAAGUUGGUCGAGUUGGUGAAGAUGGAAUGAAUGGAAAUCCAGGACCUCAGGGACCAGCAGGAGACCCAGGGAUAUAUGAUGAAAGAUUAGAUGUUCCACCUUUGCCUGGUGUGAUGGGGGCACAAGGUCCCGUAGGUAAACCCGGGCCUAAAGGUUUUCCUGGUCGGGAUGGAUCAAUUGGACCACCCGGGUUUAGAGGACCGCCAGGGCUUCCAGGAGUAAAGGGAGUUCAAGGAAAAAUUGGUAAUCCUGGAAUUUCUCCUAAAGGCGAACCAGGAAAUGAUGGUUAUAAGGGAUUACCUGGUCCACGGGGUCCCAUGGGCUAUUCAGGACCACCAGGUGUAGAGGGCCCUAAAGGGCAAAAAGGAUAUACUAUAUUUGGUCCAAAAGGUGAAAUGGGGGAUGAAGGAAUAAAUGGAGUACAUGGAACACGUGGUGAUCGUGGAGAAAUUGGUUUGAUGGGCCCUCCGGGUAUACCAGGGACCGGCGUGGACGCGAUAGGACCUCCGGGAGAGCGAGGUCGUCCGGGCUCCCCAGGCGACAGUGGUGAUCCCGGAUUUCCGGGUAGGCCUGGUCUGCUCGGCCCAAAAGGCAUUCGAGGAGAUGACUGUCCAUAUUGUCCAUCAGGAACACCGGGAAUUAAAGGAAAGAAAGGUGAAAGUGGUUUAUUUGGUCAAAAAGGUUAUCCUGGUUUACCCGGAUUAGCCGGUCAGCGCGGUUUACCAGGAUACCCCGGCAGAAACGGCACUAGAGGUCAAAAAGGUCCGAAGGGUUUCAAAGGAAAGCAAGGACCCGCCGGUGAAGAAGGUCUAAAGGGAAGAAAGGGAGUAUUGAGAAGACCACCAUUGCCUCAAAUCGCGAAAGAAAAAGGAAAUAUGGGAGAAAGAGGUUUACCUGGCACAUCAGGUCUUCGAGGAGAUAGAGGAUUGCCUGGAGGUUGGGGUGAAAAUGGUCCGAAAGGAGUGAAAGGUCACAGAGGGGAUCACGGGCGACCUGGCAUGCCGGGUCGUGAUGGGUCCCCGGGCGACGACGGGAUACCCGGUCAACCCGGCCGAAAUGCCACUACACCUAUGAGCUUCCUUUUCGGUCAAAAAGGAGAACCUGGUCCUAACGGUGAACCGGGUAACCAGGGCGAUACGGGAAGAAAGGGAGAUCCUGGUGAUUCAUCUGGUUUCAUAAAUCUUAUGAAGGGAGAUAAAGGCGUUCAGGGCCCUGUGGGCCCUAAAGGUUACACGGGCAUGAAAGGAAUCAUCGGUGACCGAGGGGAGGAUGGGUUCCCAGGUUUGAGUGGAGAUAGGGGUUUACGAGGUCUGGCUUUAACAGGAGAAAUAGGAGAAAAGGGUCAGCCCGGGGAAAGAGGAAGCAUAGGUGACUUUGGAGAACCCGGACCUCCUGGUCCACAAGGGCCUGCAGGGUUUCCAGCACCCAAAGGAGUAAAAGGCUCCAUAGGAGCCGUGGGUCCCUCAAUUAUUGUAGGCGAUAGAGGUGUUCAAGGACUACCUGGUUCUCCAGGAACUCCAGGCCUGCAAGGUUACCCCGGUAUACCAGGGCAGCCUGGAUCUUACGGCAUUAAAGGAGAAACUGGACCUCCCGGUGACAUGGGACGUGAAGGAAAUACAGGCCUAACCGGGCGCAAAGGGUUUCCAGGUAUUCAAAGACCAGGCCCGCCAGGAUUACCCGGCAAGAAUGGGUUCCCAGGUCGUAUGGGCCUAUUUGGGGAACGUGGACCCGAUGGAUCACCAGGCGAACCAGGAGACAUUGGCCCGAAGGGAAUGAUAGGAGAAGUCGGGGCCAUAGGCAAACAAGGAAUGCAAGGAACACCUGGAGUAGAUGGGGUCCGCGGUUUCCCAGGAUAUAUAGGAGCUCCUGGUUUAGCAGGACAACCCGGCGACCAAGGAGAUUCUGGGCCACCAGGUUAUGAUGGAGAACCAGGACCCCCUGGCAAUGAAGGUCGCAAAGGAGAAAAAGGAAUCAAAGGAGUGAUUGGCAUAUCAGGUCCCCAAGGCUAUGAUGGUGUUCGAGGGAACAAGGGAAUUAACGGUGAUAUAGGUGAAUAUGGCGCCAAAGGUGAGCGUGGAGAAGAUGCGACGCAUGGAAACAAAGGAGAUACUGGAGAUUCUGGUUAUGACGGCAGGCCAGGGCUGCCGGGCCAAAAGGGGGCUAAAGGCAUAAAAGGCGACAUAGGGGAAAUGGGAAUAUCUUUAACGGGCGAGCAGGGUGUAAAAGGAGAAGAGGGUCCCGAUGGAUUUCCAGGAGCACCGGGUAUUAAAGGUGCUUCAGGAGAAAGAGGUGACGACGGUUAUUCAGGUGUAAAAGGUGCUUUAGGCGACAAGGGAUCUAUCGGUUUUCCAGGUUUCCCGGGAAGAAAGGGUUUAGAUGGAAAUCCAGGCAGACCAGGAGUCCGAGGCUUACCUGGCGAGGUCGGUGAAAUAGGUGAUGAAGGAGAUGAAGGUCUACCGGGCCGCAUGGGCAUACCAGGACUUCAGGGUGAUAGAGGACUAAUAGGACCAAAGGGACCUAGAGGAGAUUUUGGUUUAAAAGGACUUCAAGGAUCUCCUAGUUAUAGUUACCCUGCUCCUAAAGGCGAUCGUGGUGAUAGCGGAUAUGAUGGUGAACUUGGUUUACCUGGUGAUUAUGGAGAACCUGGAUAUCCAGGACCUAAAGGUGUUCGUGGUUAUAAAGGUGACCAAGGACAAGUUGGGUAUCCAGGGAAAAUGGGUCUGACAGGGCCUAGAGGCUUGCCAGGUAACCAAGGUCCUCCAGGUAUGCCUGGUUUACAUGCUUUAGACGGCAAAGGACUUCCUGGAGAACCUGGUGUUGAUGGUCUACCUGGAUGGCCUGGUCCUAGGGGUCAAAAGGGUGCUCCUGGUAUAUAUGGACCCGAUGGGCCUAAAGGUAUAAAAGGAAAUCCCGGGAUUAGCUUUAGAGGACCUAAAGGCCCAAAAGGAAUAGAAGGAAGUCCAGGACGUCGAGGCUUUUCAGGAGCUGUUGGUAUACCAGGUUUGGAAGGUACACCGGGUUUAUCGGGUCCGCGAGGAGAUUUAGGUGAACCAGGUUUCGCCAUAAGUCCUAAAGGACCGAUGGGUGAAAUUGGAUACAAAGGAGCAGAAGGAAUCAAAGGUGAAGUAGGAGAAAGGGGUGACACUGGUUAUCCUGGAUUUGGUGGAAUACAAGGCCCAAUGGGCUUACCUGGACUUCCCGGUGAGGAUGGCGAAAUCGGAUCUGAAGGCCUACCGGGUAUCAAGGGUUUAAAAGGAGAUAAAGGUGAUAUGGUUAAUCCAUGGGAAGUUUCUCAAGGGCCAAAAGGUGACGUGGGACCACAAGGGUAUCCAGGGGGACCAGGCCGAGAUGGAAUGGAAAGCAUAUCUUUAAGAAAUGGUAUGAAAGGGAAAAAAGGAAUUCGAGGCGAUCGAGGUUCUCAAGGUGCCGUAGGUUUCAUGGGAAAUCCAGGUCCAAUGGGCAGAAAAGGAAUUACAGGAUUAAAGGGAUUUGAAGGACCUCAAGGUUACAGAGGGCAACCAGGAAUACCAGCAGUUCGACCAGUUCCAAAAUCUAGGGGCUUCUAUUAUGCACUGCAUUCACAGUCUUCAAUGAUCCCACAAUGCCCUCAAGGCACUACACCCAUGUGGAACGGAUUCUCUUUGAUUCAUAUCGUCGCUAAUGCUCAAGCACAUGGACAAGAUUUAGGUGCUCCUGGAAGUUGUCUGAGAAAGUUUUCAACUAUGCCUUAUAUGUUCUGUAACCUAAAUAACGUCUGCGAUUUUGCCCAAAGAGAAGAUUACAGUUUUUGGCUGUCCACCGAUGCUCCUAUGCCCAUGGCAAUGACUCCAAUUGAAGCUCGAGAAGUUGGGCUAUACAUAUCUAGAUGUCAAGUUUGUGAAUCGCCUACUCGUAUGAUAGCCAUACACAGUCAGAGUAAUGAAGUACCACGGUGCCCUGAUGACUGGGAUCAGUUAUGGAUUGGAUAUAGCUUUUUGAUGCAUAUGGCGGGUUCGGACGCGGCGGGCCAGAGCCUGGUGUCGCCGGGCUCUUGUAUGCAAGAGUUCCGCACGAGACCGUUCAUAGAAUGUAACGGCCUCGGAAGAUGCAAUUACUUCGCCACGGCGAUCUCGUAUUGGCUCUCCACGAUAGAAGACAAUAAAAUGUUCCAAAAACCUGAACAGCAAACUCUUAAACAGGAUCACGUAAAUAGGAUAAGCAGAUGUGCAGUAUGCAUGAGGAGGCCACCAGCACGGGCCAGCAACACGUACCAGUACACGGGCGGAAGCCCGUCAGUGACGUCAGUGCCCAACGCUUACAUACGCGGCAACUACCCGCGCCGCCACCGCCUACGCCCACACCGCGGAGGACGCCACGUACGAAGACACCCCUGAACUAUAUUAAUCCCAUUGUGAUACAAUAUUAUAUUUAUCUCGCGCCCGCGUGUGUGUCGAUUCAUAUAACACUCCCACUGCCAUUGUAUUUAAGUGAAAUUAUAUAUGGCUUAGGAUUUCGGAAUAUCAUCACUAUUUAUGCCAAAAGUUACAGAAAUUGUUUUUUUCUUUUGCGAACAAUUUAUCUAGGUAUGUUACUUAGUAAAUAUUGUAGCCUUUCGUUUCCUCAUACAAUCCUAUUGUAAUUUCUUUAUAAUGUUGUCUCAUAAGUUAUAGAACUUGUAGUAACUUAUAGUUAUGGAACAUGUAUUAAUACGGCUAUAAUCAAACGAAUCAACUCAUGACUUCGACCGAGAAUAAAACAUCUAGUCGCUACUUUACAUAAUAAAAUAUUAAAUUCAACUUGAAUACACUAGUUUCAUUUUCAAAAUAUAAUUUUAGAAGAGAUAUUUUACAAUCUUGUACAUAACUUCUAGCUGUUAUUAAUAUGUAUUUUAGAUAAUAAGUUAAUUCAAUUAAUAAAUUACAUUUAAAAAUUGA